Messenger RNA from Cynoglossus semilaevis (tongue sole), 1354 nucleotides. RefSeq names its product potassium channel, subfamily K, member 18. Gene Ontology annotation, molecular function: outward rectifier potassium channel activity; potassium ion leak channel activity. Bases 199 to 963 code for a protein of 254 amino acids. Gene Ontology annotation, cellular component: plasma membrane. Gene Ontology annotation, biological process: stabilization of membrane potential; potassium ion transmembrane transport. The record is from RefSeq and is a predicted model, not a curated record. Lineage: Eukaryota; Metazoa; Chordata; Actinopteri; Pleuronectiformes; Cynoglossidae. The transcript has a single exon.
UCCAUGAGAUUUCCAUUGUUGGGAAUAUUGACCGGAUGUGUUUCUACUACUACUAAUACCACAGUACUUUGUUUCAAAAUGUGGAAAUUUCGAGCUACACAAUGCUAACAUUUCUGUUAUAUCUUUUUUUCUAUUAUAGGUUAUGGAGAGAUAUAUCCUGUUACCUUGCCUGGUAAAGUGGUAUGUGUAAUUUAUGCCAUGGUAGGCAUCCCUCUCAUGCUUCUGGUCAUCCUAGAUGUGGGAGACUUUCUUGCUAUGCUCAUGACCAGAGCCUAUAUCCAUAUUCACAGACUUUUCAAACUUCUCUGCUCCCACACCUGGUCACCACUGAAGGAUCGUAAAAGAGCAGUGGACAGGAGCCAGUGGGCACUAGAGGAUGGUACGUUUGUUUACAGCCAUGACGUUGUGAUUCAGGAACCACUUGACAUUAGACAUGUGCUGCACAGCCAAGUGGAUGUUCGGCACAAAUCCAUCCAACUUGAAAACAACAAGGAGAUAUUUGAGAAGAUUCUGGCCAGGGAAAAUCUACUGAGAAAGGGACCACUGCUCAGAACUUUUUCCUGCCCAGAACUGAAUCGAUUGCCACCACCACCAAAAGGGUACGUCAUAUGGGACUUUACAGGAUUAGGUGAUGGAAUGGAAAUGUUGGAUGUGCCCUUUGUGCUCAUUCUUUUGAUCGUCUUUGCCUACAUUUUCUUUGUUGGUUUGAUUCUGCCAAUAUGGGAAACUGAAUUCAAGGGCUUUGACCCUUAUUACUUCUGCUUCAUUACCCUAACCACCAUUGGAUUUGGUGAUAUUGUACCUAAUCAUCCUAAGUUUUUCAUGCUCACCUCACUGUUCAUCAUUGCUGGCAUGGCCAUUAUGUCCAUGGCUUUUAAGCUUAGUCAAACCCGAAUUGUGAGUUUCUAUCAACACUUCAUUAAGGUUGUUAGCUUUAGAGCAUGUUCAAAUUUUCGAAAGUGAGAAGUUGAAAACAUAAAAAUAUGAACCAAUGUGUACUUUGUAGUGGCUAUCUGGUGAUACAAGCAUGAACAAAGUUUGAAAUGUGCAUGUGCCAAAUGCUUUUUCCCAGUAAAGAUAGGCGGUAUUGAACUAAAGACAGAAUCUUUAGGUGCUGCCUAUACUGUAGUGUUUUUAUAGAUACAGCAUUAUGCCUGUGGUGGGCCACUGGUUAACCUGCAUCGAUUGUCCUUUAUUCUAAGCAGCAUAGGAUGGACACAAAUGUGUGGUACUUGCUUGUUAAUGGUUACUAUUUUUUCAUAUUCACCGCAACAUCAAAUAAACGUUUUAAUUGUAAAAUGUGCUUGUUGAUAUGUUGGUAUUACCAUAUUAAUGUUAAAUAACAUAAUAAUUA